AACAUGCUUGGCGCAUGGAAAGGGAGCACCAAUGCAGCAAAUAGCAACACAAAAUCAAAUCGUGUUGUGCGUUAUUAAAGGCUCCUGGGCAGACCGCUCACCCUUACAUGAUGCUGCAUGCCAAGGUCGUCUCUUAGCUCUGAGGAAUCUCAUUUUACAGGGCCACAAUGUAAAUGUAGUCACUAUAGACCAUGUGAGUCCUCUGCACGAGGCCUGCCUUGGAGACCAUGUAGCAUGUGCCAGAGCUCUGAUCGCUGCAGGAGCCAAUGUGAACGUCACCACCAUUGAUGGGGUGACUCCUCUUUUCAACGCGUGCUCAGUGGGCAGUGUAUCAUGUGCAGAGGUCCUCCUGGAGAACGGGGCCAAACCGCAGGCCCUGGUAUUUCAGCCCUCGCCCAUUCACCAAGCCAGCAGUAAAGGCAGCAGUGGGUGUGUGGAGACUCUAAUCAGAUGGGGAGCCGACGUGGACUUUGACAUUCCUCACCUGGGAACGCCCCUCUACACCGCCUGUGUCUCUCAGGAGAUAGAGUGUGUCCAGAGGCUGCUGAGGGAAGGUGAGGCACGUGCACAUCUGCUCUGCCAAAUCACCAGAGCCAGGUAUGAUGAGAGGAGGAGAACUAGUGGAGCAAAUGUACAGAAAGGUAGAUAUAUGGAGUCUCCCUUACACGCUGCCGCUGAGAAGGACUGCACUGCCAUUGUUAAGCUGUUGUUGGACUUUGGGGCAGAUAUCCAUGCCAGGAACAUUGAGUUCCAGAGACCUGUGGAGGCUGCUCCUCCCAGCAGCCUGACAGAGGGGUUUCUACUGGUCUAUGAGGCCACGCCCCAACCAUUGAGUCAGCUGUGUCGACGGCGUAUCCGUGACCGUGUGGGCCGUGACAGGUUUCACCUCAUCAACCAUCUUCCCCUUCCCAACCCCCUCAGGAACUAUCUCCAGUACAGAUGAUGAGCUUAGAAUGUCACAAUC
This is a messenger RNA of Oncorhynchus masou masou (cherry salmon), 964 nucleotides long. It is a transcript of the gene asb5a, whose product is annotated as ankyrin repeat and SOCS box containing 5a. Gene Ontology annotation, molecular function: protein binding. NCBI's taxonomy places the organism in Eukaryota, Metazoa, Chordata, Actinopteri, Salmoniformes, Salmonidae. Gene Ontology annotation, biological process: protein ubiquitination; positive regulation of protein catabolic process; intracellular signal transduction. The record is from RefSeq and is a predicted model, not a curated record. Bases 32 to 943 code for a protein of 303 amino acids. The transcript has 7 exons.